AUCCCAGCGGAGGCGCCGGACGUUGGGCGCCGCCGAACUGAGAGGAAAUGGCAGGGCGGCCAGGGCCUCCGCCCGUGGAGCCGGCGGGAACCGUAGGCCGGGCUGAGGAGGCCGGAGGGCAGGCCAAGUCCUCACAGAAAAUUGAAGACUUGAUGGAAAUGGUGAAGAAGUUGCAGAAAGCGGGAAGCCUAGAGCCCAGGGUUGAGGUCCUGAUUAACCGGAUUAACGAGGUUCAGCAAGCAAAAAAGAAAGCCAGUGAGGAGCUGGGAGAGGCCCGGACUGUCUGGGAGACGCUGCAGAAGGAACUGGACUCAUUGAGUGGAGAGAAAGCACACCUGAAAGAGAUCUUGAGCAAAAAGCAAGAGACCCUGAGGAUCCUCCGGCUCCACUGCCAGGAGAAGGAGAGUGAGGCACAGAGGAAGCAAACUAUGCUGCAGGAGUGCAAGGAGCGAAUUUCUUCCCUGAACUCCCAGAUUGAGCAAGAAAAGAAAAAACAGAGGCAGCUGAGGUUGGACUUCGAGGAACAACUGGAGGAUCUGAUGGGCCAGCAUAAGGACCUCUGGGAAUUUCACAAGCCAGAGAGGCUGGCCCUGGAGAUUGGCGCCCUAGACAGCAGCAAGGAGCAGUUGCUCAAAGAAGAGAAACUGGUGGAGGCAAAGCUGGAGGAUGUGAAGCAUCGACUGUGCUCCCAGUUUGGAGCCAAGGGCUGCUCAACAAUCACUGAGGGGCUCUUCCUCCGCAGCCAGGAGGCAGCAGCUGUGGUGCAUCUGUUUGAGGAGGAGAACAAGAAGGCCCAGGAGCUCCUGGAGGCUGCUGCCCAGCGCCAGGAGCAACUACAACAGAAGUGCCAGCAGCUGCAGCAGAAGAGGCAGAGGCUGAAGGAGGAGCUGCAAAAGCUUGGGGUGCAGGUCCCUGCUCAAGCCCAGAGCAAGCAAGAGGAAGGGGCUGGCCCAGGAGAAGCUGUGAGUCCUGGAAUCUGGUGCAGGGAGCAGAGACAGCUUAUGAAAGGAGCUGUGGGUGGGAAGGCAAGAAGGGGGUCCGCAGAUUCCUCAGAAGAAAGUCUUCAGGGAAGGGCAUUCCCGAAGGGAUACAGCCAAGGCAAAGGAGCAGAGGCUGGCAGUGGUGGGAUGAGGAGGGGCAGGACCCAGAGAGGGUCUGGGCACAGGGAUGUGAGGAGACUCCCACCUCAGACCCUAACCCUCUGCAGGCCGAUCCCAAGCCCCUUGGAGUCAUUGAGGAGAAAGACCCAGAGCUGCCCACCGAGCAGGGCCUGAUGCCCUCCUAGGCAGGGAGGACCCACCCUGCACUGAAGCUUAUGCCCUGGGCUUCAGGAAAUAAAGGCAUUAUUUCAAUAC
This is a messenger RNA of Hippopotamus amphibius kiboko, 1355 nucleotides long. RefSeq names its product synaptonemal complex central element protein 1 (gene SYCE1). The record is from RefSeq and is a predicted model, not a curated record. The coding region runs from base 48 to 1274 and encodes 408 amino acids. Lineage: Eukaryota; Metazoa; Chordata; Mammalia; Artiodactyla; Hippopotamidae. The transcript is spliced from 12 exons. Gene Ontology annotation, biological process: synaptonemal complex assembly. Gene Ontology annotation, cellular component: synaptonemal complex.